AUGAAGAAUUUUUUCAUAUUUCUUGUUGUGAUCUCAGUUGUUGGUGACGUAGAAAAUGCUUUGCUGAGGGCCGAUGAUACUAUUUGCAAAACCGGUCAUAAGCAGUCGCCAAUCGACAUCACGAAUGUUGUUGAAGCCCCAGCAAGCGAGGUCACACCCUGGGACAUCCCUAACCCGGAAAAGACCUACCACACCUUGCACUACAUCGCCUAUGAUAGAGUGAAAUUCGCCUCUAUGGAUUUCAAUUUUCAAAGAGAUGACGCUAUAGCACAGCACUUUGAAAAUGCCCAAUUCAAAUGGCCAAGCGAGCAUACUAUAAAUGGCACUCAGUAUCCUCUUGAAAUUGUCAUGGUGUUCCAAAACUUCGGCGGACCCGAAAUGAAAACCGUCAUCUUCGCCGAGAUUGGAAAGCCGAAUUGCGAGCUGCAAAAAUAUGUUGACGAAUUAUCCGACAUUGUCUCUUAUACAAAAUGUGUAACCCACAUUCGUCUCUUCAAACAAAUUGUUGCUAAAAACUUUUGA
Molecule: messenger RNA, 522 nt
Organism: Helobdella robusta
Lineage: Eukaryota; Metazoa; Annelida; Clitellata; Rhynchobdellida; Glossiphoniidae
Exons: 5
Coding region: 1-522 (173 amino acids)
Cellular component (GO): cytoplasm
Molecular function (GO): zinc ion binding; carbonate dehydratase activity
Source: RefSeq, a predicted model, not a curated record